Messenger RNA from Stegodyphus dumicola, 2464 nucleotides. RefSeq lists its product as uncharacterized. The record is from RefSeq and is a predicted model, not a curated record. NCBI's taxonomy places the organism in Eukaryota, Metazoa, Arthropoda, Arachnida, Araneae, Eresidae. Gene Ontology annotation, biological process: cobalamin transport. Gene Ontology annotation, molecular function: cobalamin binding; protein binding.
UUAGGACGAAGUAUUCGUUUUUUAACCGAGUUCAAGGUUUCUACUCUUCCCUUGGACGAUGGCGACAAGCUUUCUAGCAACUCUCCCUUUUUUGUUUCUUUUCUCUAAUCAGGUGGAGUGUAGCUAUUUACUAAACGACGUUGCAUCUUGCAAAUUUGGAGAGCUUCCAUGCGAAAACGGACAGUGUAUAAACAGGAAAGCUUGGUGUGAUGGACCUCAAGAUUGUCAUGACGGAUCAGACGAAAUGUAUUGCAAGAUUGGCAACCCGAAUGAUGCAAAAAAAGGUUUCUUGAACAACUGUGACAAGUCUCAGUACUUCCGCUGUGACGACGGAAUGUGUAUUCCAAAGGCAGGUCGUUGCGACGACAUGCCAGAUUGUGAGAAUGGAGAAGACGAGGAAAGUUGUGACUACGAUUAUGACUCUGAUAUGAAUGAAGACUCAUUGGAUAUAUCUACGACACUUACGCCAAUUACCACAGUUAGCACAACUACAACAACAACAAGCACAACGACGACAGCAUUUCCACCUAAGUCCUCUUCUAGAGGUGAUGUGUCGUGGAUUCCCACUCGCAUCGACGCUCUUCGGAAGUCUGUCCGUUAUAUCAUUGAGGAGAGAGACAUCAGAUGGGGAUGGGGUAAGGCCACUCCUAGAAUCGCCACCGCACUUUAUUUAGCUAACGACAGCUAUUUUGAUUUCGAUAAUAUGGAUGGCUUGAUGACAAAGAAGCAGUUGGAAGUGCAAUUAGCAUUAGACCUUAUGAGACAUGCAGAGAAGGCUUUGCGCAUGCAUGAAUUGUCCCACUACAUCCAUGCACUAGUGGUUACCUGUAACAACCCCAAGAAUUUCCAUGGUGUGAAUAUAGUUAAACUGCUGAAAAAGUCAGUGGCUCAGCGACAAGCCAAAAGUCUCCUUGUCAAUCCCAUUGCCUAUUUGGCUCUUUGCAACGCUGGGGAAUUUUCAGAUUCAUAUAUAAGAAAGUUGAAGAAUAUGGCUUAUAAGAGAAGUGUUGAACAGAGAUGGCUUGAUAUUCAAGCAUACGUCUUAUUGGCGAUCUCCUGCCGAACGAUGAAUAGCUUCAACGAUUCUAAGGAAUGGUCAUUACUCAAGAAAGACGUAGCCCGUAAUAUCACUGAAUGGCAACAGCCUGAUGGAAGUUUUGGAAGUAUUUACAGUACUGGAUUGGCCUUGCAGGCACUGAUUGCUGCUGAUGAAUAUGGUACAGAAACUGCCAAAGGACGUGCCAUGACUUACCUUUUGACGAAACAAGACUGGCAGGGAAGUUUCGGUACUGAUGUGGACAAUUACUUUGUAAUACCUGCUCUCAAUAUGAAAAGUCUCGCCUCCAUACAUACCAGAAACUGUAAGCCUAACCCUUACGGUACGCAAAGUACGGAAGGCGAAAGACAAGAUGGAAAAAAGAAAAAGCAGAUGUACGUCCACUACUCUUUGUGGAUAGGAGGAGAUAAAAACGAAAUCCAAACCAUUACGUUAGGUCUGCCUCGUCAUUCAAAUUUCUUAGAUGUCAUGGAAGCAGCAAUAAAAAUAAAUCCUCGUUACAAAUCUUAAGAAACUGCAUCCAAAAGAUGGAGAACAUCUUGCAUUCUGGUACAAGCCUUACUUGUAAUUAUCUGUGUAUACGUGACUAAGAACUUCUAAAAAUUGUUCUCUCUGAAAUUUUUACUUUCAGAGAUUUAAUGAUAAGAUGCCAGAUUUUGCUGGCUUAUAUAAAGUGAUUUAUUUAUUUUAGUGUUUACUUCUUUCAGACUUGUUUAUAUUUCUGUAAGUCAGGGAAAGUAUUUGAAAUUUUUACGUUCAUGCAUUCUUUUGUAAUUGAAGAUGCAUGAUUUUUAUUUGUGCCGUUGUUGCCAACCAACUGUUUGUCAUUUUUUCUGGUAAUGGUAUUUAUUAUUCAUCUUUUUGUGCAUUUGCUGUGCUCAAUGGUCCAUGAGGUUCACGAAAGUGUAAAUGACUGUAAGCGUAUGCUGUAAAAUCGUAUAAUUUUUUAGAAACCUGGUGUGACCAAGCUAACAUUAGGGUGUAAUAUUAUAAUAUAUGCUUCUUUCUAUUAUUAUUAAUUUGCUUUACAAUAUCUCAAUAGUAUCAGCAAAAAUGUCUUCAGUAUUUUUCUUUUUAUUCGACAGUGAAAAAUGAUUUACUGAUUAUGAAAAAAAGUUUUCUGUUUUUUACUUAAUUUACUAACGUGUGAUUUUUCAUAAAUGAUUUGUAGACAUUAAAUGAAUUUCCAUUAAAAAUGUUUUUUUUACUCUUCACUUUUUAAAAAUUUUAUGUAAUUAGUCUAAUAUGAGACGAUGGAGACCUUACUCUGAUACUAUUUUGUACUUUAAUUAUUUUGUAUAUAAAUGUAUGUUGUUGUGAACGUAUUUAUAUUAUAUAUAAAAUCAAGUUGUUCAAGUUGUAAAACUUUCUGCCUUUUAUUUGAAUAAAUAUUUUAUUCUGACUGGA